AUGGAUGAAGGUGUUUCCCGCAUCCGCCGGCGGGUGUCUGUCCGCAAAAGGGACCGUCCUAGCCUAGGGAGCGGUUUUGCCGCCCCCACCGCGGCCGAGCUCAAGCCGGGCGAUGAGGAGGGGGAAGAGGCGAUGGUGGCUGGAAGCCGGCGGAGGAAAACCGUGGAGGUGCAACCGGUCGAGGUAUCAAAUUCCGAGCCUUGUCUCAUUGCCCACUUCGGGGGAGAUGAUACAGACCCAGGUCUCCUACCGCGCAUGCCCACUGAAGGAACACAAAGACCCAAUGACAGUGAAGAGGACAUGUUUGGUGACUAUGACAGCUUUGCUGAAAAUUCUUUUUUAGCUCAAGUUGAUGACCUGGAACAACAAUAUAUGCAAGUUCCUGAACAUAGGAAACAUGCCUCAGACCUUAGCACUGAAGAUCUUUGUUCAGAAAGCAUCAAACACAACAAACUCAGCAUUACUACUGUAGGUAACUUUACUGAAUUAAAAACGGAUGAGCACAUAAAGAACCAUAGCAGGCAUGAAGAUGUCUCCAUUGAACCUGAUAUUUUGUAUGAUGUGCCUUCUUCACAGGUUUUAUACUUUGAAAAUUUGCAGAACUCUUCAGAUGAUUUGGGCAAUCAGUGUACUAAAGAGAGGGAUUGGAACGCAUCCUCUCACAAGACCGUGAAUGAGGAAUUACCCCAGAAUAGAAUAGAACAACACCAGCAAAUUGAUGAUUCCUCUUCUAAAGUCAGAACUAGUUCAGAGGAAAAUAGGAGAAAGAGUCUUAAAGAACAUCUAAAAAGUGCCAUGACUGGAAAUGCCAAGGCCCAAACACCGAUAUUUUCUAGAACUAAACAGCUCAAAGAGACUCUCCUAUCUGAAGAAAUUAAUGUUGCUAAGAAAACAAUUGAGUCAUCAUCGGAUGACCUUGGUCCUUUUUAUUCAUUACCCAGCAAAGUGAGAGACCUUUAUGUUCAGUUCAAGGGAAUUGAAAAAUUAUAUGAAUGGCAACAUACUUGCUUAACAUUGAAUUCUGUGCAAGAAAGAAAAAACUUAAUAUAUUCCUUGCCAACAAGUGGUGGAAAAACCCUCGUGGCUGAGAUUUUAAUGCUGCAAGAACUGCUCUGCCGGCGAAGAGAUGUUCUAAUGAUCCUACCAUAUGUGGCAAUUGUCCAAGAAAAGAUUUCAGGUUUGUCAAGUUUUGGUAUAGAGCUGGGUUUCUUUGUUGAAGAAUAUGCUGGAAGCAAAGGAAAAUUUCCUCCAAUUAAAAGAAGGGAAAAAAAAUCUCUAUAUAUUGCCACUAUUGAAAAAGGACACAGUCUGGUGAACUCCUUGAUUGAAACUGGAAGGAUUGGCAGUCUGGGUCUGGUUGUUGUAGAUGAGUUGCACAUGAUUGGUGAAGGGAGCCGUGGGGCUAUACUGGAAAUGACCCUAGCAAAAAUCCUCUACACUAGCAAAACAACUCAAAUUAUUGGCAUGAGUGCAACACUGAACAAUGUUGAAGACCUACAAGAGUUCCUUCAAGCAGAAUAUUACACCAGUCAAUUUAGACCAGUUGAAUUGAAAGAAUAUUUGAAAAUAAACAAUGCAAUAUAUGAGGUUGACUGCAAAGCUGAGAACGGCAUGACUUUUUCACGUCUCCUUAAUUGUCAGUAUUCUGAUACUCUGAAAAAGAUGGAUCCUGAUCACUUGGUGGCAUUGGUGACAGAAGUUAUUCCCAAUUAUUCCUGCUUAGUUUUUUGUCCCACUAAGAAGAACUGUGAAAACGUAGCAGAAAUGAUAUGCAAAUUUUUAAGCAAGGAAUAUCUGAAACAGAGAGAGAAAGAAAAACAUGAAGUGAUUAAGAACUUGAAGAAUAUCAGCAGUGGCAACUUGUGUCCUGUUUUAAAGCGCACCAUCCCUUUUGGUGUUGCUUAUCACCAUAGUGGUUUAACGAGUGAUGAAAGGAAGCUCUUGGAGGAAGCCUAUUCCACAGGAGUUCUGUGCCUUUUUACCUGCACAUCCACCCUAGCAGCAGGUGUUAAUCUACCAGCUCGAAGAGUUAUUUUAAGAGCUCCCUAUGUUGCUAAGGAAUUUUUAAAGAGGAAUCAAUAUAAGCAGAUGAUUGGCAGAGCUGGCCGUGCUGGAAUAGAUUCUGUUGGGGAGAGUAUCCUUAUACUGCAAGAAAAAGACAAGCAACAGGUAUUGGAGUUAAUAAGCAGACCACUGGAAAAUUGUUAUAGCCAUCUUGUUCAAGAAUUCACCAAGGGAAUCCAAACUUUGUUUCUCUCUUUGAUUGGUUUGAAGAUUGCAACAAAUCUUGAUGACGUAUAUCACUUUAUGUGUGGUACAUUUUUUGGUGUUCAGCAAAAGAUUUUGUUGAAAGAAAAAAGUCUGUGGGAAAUAACUGUGGAAUCACUUAGAUACCUGACAGAAAAAGGACUUCUACAAAAAGACGCUAUUAAUAAGUCUGAAGAAGAGAGCCAGUAUAGUUUUCAUAUUACAAAACUGGGGCGAGCUUCUUUUAAGGGAACUAUAGAUUUGGCUUAUUGUGACAUUCUCUACAGAGACUUGAAGAAAGGUCUCGAAGGACUUGUGCUCGAAAGCCUUCUUCACCUAAUUUACCUAACAACUCCCUAUGAUAUGGCUUCUCAGUGUGUCCCUGACUGGAUGAUAUACUUCAGGCAGUUUAGCCAGCUCAGUCCAGCAGAACAAAACGUAGCUGCUCUUCUUGGAGUCUCUGAAAACUUUAUUGGGAAGAAAGCAUCAGGUCAAGCUAUAAAAAAGAAGGUGGACAAGGACAUUGUCAACAGACUAUACCUGUCUUUUGUUCUUUAUACCCUGCUCAAAGAGACCAACAUUUGGAGUGUGUCUGAAAAAUUUAAUAUGCCUCGAGGCUAUAUACAAAGCCUUCUCACUGGAGCUGCCUCAUUCUCCUCUUGUGUGCUACAUUUCUGUGAGGAACUUGAGGAGUUUUGGGUUUAUAGAGCCCUUUUGGGAGAACUCACCAAGAAGUUGACUUACUGUGUAAAGGCAGAGCUAAUUCCUCUCAUGGAAGUGACUGGAGUUUUAGAGGGUCGAGCAAAACAGUUAUACAACGCAGGCUAUAAAAGUCUGAUGCACUUAGCUAAUGCAAAUCCUGAAGUGUUAAUAAGGACACUUGAUCAUUUAUCAAGACGCCAGGCCAAGCAAAUUGUUUCAUCAGCAAAGAUGCUGUUGCAUGAAAAAGCAGAGGCUUUACAAGAGGAAGUGGAAGAGUUGCUGAGGUUGCCUCCUGAUUUCCCCAGUAUUGAGGUGUCUGCCACUGAAAAGGCAUGAAGCUGUCUGACAAGCAUUUUCAAACAGGAAUGAUUUAUUGUACCUAUUUUUCAAUUAAAUAUUCCCUAUAAUUUAUAAAUAAAAAAAUACAUUUUAAUUAUACAU
Messenger RNA from Odobenus rosmarus divergens (Pacific walrus), 3390 nucleotides. It is a transcript of the gene HELQ, whose product is annotated as helicase, POLQ-like. The record is from RefSeq and is a predicted model, not a curated record. Lineage: Eukaryota; Metazoa; Chordata; Mammalia; Carnivora; Odobenidae. Gene Ontology annotation, molecular function: ATP binding; nucleic acid binding.